Engraulis encrasicolus (European anchovy) is the source of this 1596-nucleotide messenger RNA. It is a transcript of the gene kcnk1b, whose product is annotated as potassium channel, subfamily K, member 1b. Gene Ontology annotation, cellular component: plasma membrane. The transcript is spliced from 4 exons. Gene Ontology annotation, molecular function: potassium ion leak channel activity; outward rectifier potassium channel activity. Bases 252 to 1286 code for a protein of 344 amino acids. The record is from RefSeq and is a predicted model, not a curated record. Gene Ontology annotation, biological process: potassium ion transmembrane transport; stabilization of membrane potential. NCBI's taxonomy places the organism in Eukaryota, Metazoa, Chordata, Actinopteri, Clupeiformes, Engraulidae.
GGCGCGCGUGCGCUCGCUCACUCGCUGAAGCCAAUAUGCGAUGAAAAGACUGAGGAACAGAAAAUAGACACACUAAAUUCACGGACGAGACGCCCAUCUAUACUCCAAUGCUUCACACAGACAACCGAGAGGAUUUGAGCACGUUAGAAGGGCAGCCCGCGCCGACGUAGCCUAAUUCCAGCUCGCCUCGCUGAGAGAGAACAAUCGACAUUUAAAUUCCAUCUUGAAACCUUGACUUGAAAACAAAAAAAAUGCUUCAGUCUCUCACAAGCAAUUCGUGUGUGCGCCUUAUUCAGAGCAACAAAUCGGCAUGGUACUUCUUAUUCCUAGUGCUGGGGUACGUUGUGUAUCUCAUUUUCGGUGCCGUUGUGUUCUCGUCCGUGGAGCUGCCGUAUGAGGACCUGCGGCGACAGGAGCUGCGAGCUGCCAAGAGGUUGUUUCUCCAGGACAACGCGUGUCUGUCGGAGGAGAAGCUAGAGGAGUUUUUGGCCAAAGCGCUUGAGGCCAGCAACUAUGGGGUGUCGAUUCUUAACAACGCCUCAUCGAACUGGAACUGGGACUUCACCUCCGCUUUGUUCUUCGCCAGCACGGUCCUCACCACCACAGGUUAUGGCCACACGGCUCCCCUGUCGGGCGGGGGUAAGGCUUUCUGCAUAAUCUACUCGGUGAUCGGCAUCCCCUUCACGCUGCUCUUCCUGACGGCGGUGGUGCAAAGGAUCAUGGUCUAUAGCACGCGCCGGCCAGUCUCCUACGUGACGACUCGCUAUGGCGUGUCGCGACCCCUGGUGGCGGUGGCGCACGCGGUGCUGCUGGCUGCGGUGGCGGUGGCGGCCUUCUUCCUGAUCCCGGCGGCCAUCUUCUCGGCGCUGGAGGACGACUGGAACUUCCUGGAGAGCUUCUACUUCUGCUUCAUCUCCCUCAGCACUAUCGGACUGGGAGACUACGUACCGGGAGAGGCCUUCAACCAGCGCUUUAGGGAGUUCUACAAAGUGGGCAUUACUGUAUAUCUCCUGCUGGGUCUGAUCGCCAUGCUGGUGGUGCUGGAGACCUUCUGUGAGCUGCAGCAGUUGAAGGCUCUGCGUAAGAUGUUCUACCUGAAGAAGGAGAAGCCUCAGGACCGCCUGGCCAUUCUAGAACACGACCACCUGGCCUUCACCUCCGUGACCUCCGACCCCCACCACCACCACUCCGCCAUUGCACUGCGCAGCGACAAGACGAUGCUGGGACCCUACCUGGACACACCUGAGCUGGUCUCACCUGGUGGCGACGACCCCAUGCUCCGAUAGAGGAGAGGAGUGGCGCAUGGAGAGAGGACGAUAGACAGGCGGGCGGGCAGGCGGUGGGAGACGCUGGCGAAAAGGGAAAUGCUGCUGUUCUCUGGGGCCUAUACUAAGAAACUGAUUCAGGAGUAAAGAGGUAAAUCAUCUAAUAGAAGAGCAUGGAGUUCAGACUCAAGUUACCUCUUAAUUUAACCUGGUUUACUCCUGAAACAGCUUUCUUAGUAUAGGAUCACCUGACAACAAUUAGCACACAAAAAUGAUCCUUAGUAUAGGAUCACUUGAAAACAAUGAUCAGUUGAAGGAAAAUGUGAAACUG